AUGGCAGUGGAAAUGUGGGAAAAGGGGAAGAUUCGUAGGGCAUUGAAUGGACAGAAAAUGGGGCAUUUAGGGUUGAAGUUCAAUCCCCUCCCUUCAAAGGCAAUUUUCAUUCCAUUUAACAUCUCUGCGCCGCAAAUCAAUGCAAUCGUUUUCCUUAACGCUUGGAAACAAAACAAUGAUAUUGUCAUACGCGGGAAAGGAUCCGCUAGUGGUGGUCGCAUACUCCGUUCUCCGGUUCGGGUCGGUGCAAUGGAGCAGUACGGCCGGUCCAGCGAAGGUUCCCGGUCUGAUCCGUCCCCGGAAUGGGCCGGGCCCGGAGCUCAAACCGGCCUCGAAGAGCCCAUGUGGCAAUUGGGACUGGGUGUUGCGGAGGAAUCGUAUCCGCAACGCCCCGAUGUGGCUGAUUGCACUUACUAUUUGAGGACCGGCUUCUGUGGCUUCGGUUCGCGGUGUCGGUUCAACCACCCUCGUGACCGUGGCACGGUUGUUGGAGCCGAGAGGACUGUGGGGGAGUAUCCGGAACGAGUUGGCCAGCCUGUGUGCCAGUAUUACAUGAGGACAAGAACGUGCAAGUUUGGUUCGUCUUGCAAGUACCACCACCCGAAGCAGGCAGGAGGUGCUGCUACCCCUGUGUCGCUAAACUAUUAUGGAUAUCCAUUGCGACCGGGUGAGAAGGAGUGUUCGUAUUAUGUGAAAACGGGACAAUGCAAGUUUGGUGCAACUUGUAAAUUCCAUCAUCCCGUUCCUGCUGGCUUCCAAAUUCCAGCACCAUCACCAGUUGCCCCCGUUUCGCCUUUGCCUGUACCAGUACCUUCUCCAUUAUAUUCAACCAUGCAGCCCCCACCUGGUCCUUCAUCCCAGCAAAUUGGUGUGCUGGUUGCAAGGCCUCCUCUGCUGCCUGGCUCAUUAGUCCAGAGCCCCUAUGGACCUGUGGUACUGUCACCUGCCAUGGUACCUAUUUCUGGCUGGGGUCCUUAUCAAGCUUCUGCAACAGGUGCUGUACUUCCUUCUGGUACUCCUAAUGUUGGUUCACCACAGCUUUACGGGAUAACACAACUACCUUCAUCAGCAGCUGCCUAUCCUGGACCUUAUCAAGCUUCUGGUUCCUCAGUUGGUCCUUCAAGCAGUAAUCAGAAGGAGCAGGCAUUUCCAGAAAGGUCUAACCAACCAGAUUAUCAGUAUUAUCCGAAAACAGGGGAGGUUAAAUUUGGUCCAUCUUAUAGGUAUAACCCUCCACAAGAAACGACUGCACCAAAAGCAAAUGUGACUCUUAGUCCUGCUGGUCUUCCUUUGCGCCCGGGACUAAAACUGAAAUUUAGCCCUGAUGCAGUGUAUAGGUUCUAUAUAGCUUGCUGUAUUGCCAGUAUAGCAGUGGGGCAGCCCCUUCCCACUACAAGGGCUGCCAUAGGGGCAUCACCUUGUACUCAUUAUGCACAACAUGGAGUAUGUAAGUUUGGUUCUGCAUGUAAAUUCGAUCAUUCUAUGGGAUCACUGAGUUAUAGUCCUUCUGCUUCUUCCUUGGCUGACAUGCCAGUUGCACCCUAUCCUGUUGGUUCAACAAUUGGUACUCUUGCUCCAUCAUCUUCAUCGUCAGAGUUGCGGCUGGAACUUUCCUCAGGAUCCAGCAAGGAGUCUGUUCCAUCCAGAAUGUCUUCAUCAACAGGAAUGUUGACUGGGUCAAUUGGCUUGACUUUGUCGACUGGUGGACCUGUUUCUCAAUCAAGUAGUCAGCCAUCUGCUCAAAGUUUGGAUCCAUUAGCCACUGCCACUAGCACCACAAGUAGCAAUGUCUCUCACACCUCAAGCUAA
Sphenostylis stenocarpa is the source of this 1809-nucleotide messenger RNA. The record is from the annotation of a GenBank genome assembly. NCBI's taxonomy places the organism in Eukaryota, Viridiplantae, Streptophyta, Magnoliopsida, Fabales, Fabaceae.